Phascolarctos cinereus (koala) is the source of this 1840-nucleotide messenger RNA. Its product is annotated as prostaglandin reductase 2-like. Gene Ontology annotation, molecular function: 15-oxoprostaglandin 13-reductase [NAD(P)+] activity. NCBI's taxonomy places the organism in Eukaryota, Metazoa, Chordata, Mammalia, Diprotodontia, Phascolarctidae. Gene Ontology annotation, biological process: prostaglandin metabolic process. The record is from RefSeq and is a predicted model, not a curated record.
GCUAAAAUUAAACGGAGUUGCUGCCAUCUUUUCUCCUGCCUCAUCAGUGCGUGCUCAGAGUGAAAGAUCAAGCUGGUCUUGAUUCUUCAGGUGAUUGGGAAAUCCUAGGUCCUAGGGAGCUCUGAAGAUAGAUCUUUGUAGGUCUACUGCCUGACCAUAGUGAUGCGUGUCCAAAGAGUUGUACUGAAUUCCCGACCUGGAACACAUGGCACACCAGUGGCAGAGAAUUUCCGUACAGAAGAGGCUAAUUUGCCAGAUAAAUUAAAUGCGGGACAAGUAAAAGCCAGAACUCUAUAUCUCUCUGUGGAUCCUUAUAUGCGUAUUAGAAUGAAUGAUUACACUGGUAUUGACUUUAUGAAGCCUUGGCAGCUGUCUGAAGUGCUUGAUGGUGGAGGUGUUGGAAUUGUAGAAGAGAGUCAACAUACAAAUUGGGCUAAAGGCGAUUUUGUGACUUCUUUUAACUGGCCCUGGCAGACUAAGGCUAUUUUAGAGGGAAACACCCUUGAAAAGAUAGACCCACAACUUGCAGAUGGACACCUUUCUUACUUUCUUGGUGCUAUUGGUAUGCCAGGUUUGACUUCUUUGUUUGCAAUUAAAGAAAGAGGUCACAUAACUAUUGGUUCCAACAAGACAUUGGUUGUCAGUGGAGCUGCAGGUGCUUGUGGAUCAUUGGCUGGCCAGAUUGGCCGUUUGGAAGGCUGUUCCAGAGUGGUGGGAAUUUGUGGAACAGACGAGAAGUGCUCCAUCUUGGUCUCAGAACUGGGCUUUGAUGCUGCAAUUAAUUAUAAGAAAGGGAAUGUGGCAGAAGAACUCCGCAAGGUGUGCCCAUCUGGAGUGGACGUUUACUUUGACAAUGUUGGUGGUGACAUCAGCGAUACUGUUAUACGCCAGAUGAAUCAGAACAGCCAUGUCAUCCUGUGUGGCCAGAUCUCUCAGUACAAUAAUGAUAUGGCUCAUCUUCCCCCAUUGCUUCCUGAAAUAGAGUCAAUUCUGAAAACAAAAAACAUCACAAGGGAAAGAUUUAUGGUGUUUCAAUACAAGGACAAAUUUGAGCCUGGAAUUCUACAACUGAGUCAGUGGUUUAAAGAAGGAAAGUUAAAGAUUAGAGAGACAGUGAUCAAUGGCUUGGAAAACAUGGGAGUUGCCUUCCAAUCUAUGAUGACAGGAGGCAAUAUUGGGAAACAAAUCGUUCGUAUUUCUGAAUAAAAAUCUCUGUCCUUUCAUUGGAUUACACAUGAACAAGAACAUCAAGCAGAUUUCUUUUCAAUUUUAACAAGAGAGAUUUUAAAGUCUGUUAAUAGAUUUAUUAGAUUAAUUAAACUAACUUUUAUUUUGUCUCAUUUUAUUUCAUAUUUGCAGCAUUGGUGAUAGCUUUAAUGAUAAUUAUUUCUUCCAACUUCAUAUACCCUAUGUAUGACUAAUUAUAGUAUAACAAAAGGUCAGCAUGACCCAUUUUUCAUUUUCUUCCAAGAGCUAGCAUUAUGUAUGAUGUUUGUAUUUGAUAUUUUGAAUCCACAGAAGAUUUUAGUACUAUUUUUAAUAUUCUGAAUAAAACAACAAUUGAGAAAUUACUUUGUACUAGAACCUUUUCAAUAUCCAUCUCAGGUAAUUUUUUAUUCAUUUCUAAUCAUUGACUUUUGCAUCUAGUGGGAAUAGAGUGCUUGCUACUUUAUAACAUUAUCAUUAAGACUUCCUGUAAAAGUUAAGCUUGACAAUAUUCAGAUUGUUCAGUUGUGUUUUGUCUUCAAGAAGAUGAACAAACUCAAGUCUUUAAAUACUUUAAGAACUAUGUAAAGGUCUGAUUGGAACAUAAAUAAAGACACUUUCCUUUUGAGCCUGA